AUGACAUGCAAUCCUAUGUGGAAGGAGAUUCAAGAAGGUCUGAGAUAUACAGAGAAGCCACAAGAUAGGCCAGAUUUAUUGUCUAGAGUUUUUAGAGCUAAAUUUGAAGUCCUUAAGUCUGAACUUCUGCAUAAACACAUUUUUGGAGAGGUUGCAGCGUGUGUCUAUGCUAUCGAAUUCCAGAAACGCGGCUUUCCUCAUGCUCAUGUCUUAUUAAUUCUUAAGCUAGAGUUCAAAUUGUUAAAUGCUGAAUCAUAUGAUAAAAUUGUUUGCGCUGAACUUCCUGACCUAAAAGAACACCAGCACUUAUACUCUCUUGUAGUUAAGCAUAUGAUUCACGGUCCCUGUGGAGAUAUGGAUAAAAGUUGUCCUUGCAUGAAAAAUGGUUCUUGUAAAAGUCAUUAUCCAAAAAACUUUUCAGAUCAUACCAUUCAUGCUGAAGAUUCAUAUCCAUGUUAUAGAAGGAGGAAUGAUUGUAGAAAGGUAAAAGUUCGGCGCCAUGAGUUGGAUAAUAGAUGGGUUAUACCUCAUAACCGAUACCUGCUUGCUUUGAUCGAUUGCCAUAUAAAUGUGGAAAUCUGUUCCACAGUGAAGCUUGUCAAAUACCUUUACAAAUAUGUUUUUAAAGGACCUGAUCUUAUCAGCUUUCAGGUCAUUGAUCAGGCUUCUUGUAGUGACGUCGACGAGAUCAGUAACUUUCAGAAAGGCAGGUGGAUAUCUCCACCUGAAGCAUUAUGGCGAAUCUAUGAGUUCCGGCUAAGUGAAAUGACUCCGUCCGUUUAUACUCUUCAAGUCCAUCUUCUUGAUCAGCAAUCCAUUUCUUUUGACAGGAAUUCAGAUUUGAAUUACUUGCUGAAAAAAAUUGAUUUCUCUAGGACCAUGCUGACUGAAUUUUUUAAGACAAACAAGUCAAAUGCAAAAGCGCAGAACUUAAGGUGUUUAUAUAGGGAGUUCCCUGAACAUUUUGUAUGGACUCCUAAAACAAAAACUUGGUCUGAAAGGGAGCGCCGACGAGUAAUAGGGAGAUUAGUUACAGCAAAUCCAAAGGAGGGUGAACGAUAUUUUUUGAGGCUCUUGUUAUGCCAUGUUCGUGGUCCCACGUCAUUUGAUGAUCUUUUGACUGUUAAAGCUGCUCUUAAGAUAGGUUUGUUGGAAUCUGAUAACUAUAUAGAAGAAACUCUAGAAGAAGCUGUAGCUUUUCAAAUGCCAUUAUCUCUGCGGUUAUUAUUCGCUACUCUUCUAUUGUACUGUUCUCCUUCUGAUCCUAAACUCUUGUGGACUAGAUUUGAAAAGGAUCUCUCAUCAGAUUAUGUACAUGCUCAGAAGUUUACUCAUUAUUCUGAUUGUGAGAUUAAAAAAUGA
Coffea arabica (coffee) is the source of this 1362-nucleotide messenger RNA. RefSeq lists its product as uncharacterized. The record is from RefSeq and is a predicted model, not a curated record. Lineage: Eukaryota; Viridiplantae; Streptophyta; Magnoliopsida; Gentianales; Rubiaceae.